This is a messenger RNA of Xenia sp. Carnegie-2017, 2153 nucleotides long. Its product is annotated as schlafen family member 5-like. Bases 186 to 1580 code for a protein of 464 amino acids. The record is from RefSeq and is a predicted model, not a curated record. The transcript is spliced from 2 exons. Lineage: Eukaryota; Metazoa; Cnidaria; Anthozoa; Malacalcyonacea; Xeniidae.
AUAUCUUAAAUGACAUAACGACAUGUGAACAGACAAUGUGAAUAUGCACAUAUAUUGUGCAAUAUACAAUGCUCCUUUUCACCCGGAAUGUACGCCAUAAUAAACAACUCUCGAUUAAGGCUUGCGUUUAACGAUUCGAAGAAUCAUUUGGUGAUAAUUUUUGUCAAAGGACCUGGCUAAAAGACAUGCAAAAAUCGCGUCAAGGAAAAGCUGUGAUUUUACGUUGUACUGCUUCGAAGCUGAGCAAACACAUCGUAGUAUCAAGUGUCUGUGCUUUACUAAACACUAAUGGCGGCCAGUUUGUAAUACAAUGUGAUGGCAAUGCUGUAGGUGAUGAAGAAAUUGAGAAAAAGAUAAAAAUCGUGGAGCAAUGGAUUGAAGAACUUCUUGGUAAAAUGUUUAUGCUCGUCAAAAUCAAAUUCAAUGUUUCUCUUCAAGAAAUAUGCAUCUCUGUCGAAAAGUUCCAUGAUUUAGUGACUGUGGAUUACAAGAUGUUUCUUCCUUCGCCUUCACAAAUCUACAAGAUAUCAGGUCAAUCGUUGGUACUUGCUCGAGAAGCUGUAUUUGCGAAAAAUUCCAGUACGACAACAAGAUACGAUUUGCCAGUUGUGCAGGAAUCAUUUAUAUACGGAUCUAAAAUCUGUAUGUUUGAAUCAUAUGAAGUUCAGUUUAAACGAUUCAAGCGGGAGUCAACCAAUAGCACCAGCUUGGCAGAUAGACUUGUUGGUAACAAACUUCUGGAAACUAUUUCAGCGUUUGCAAACUAUCGCGGUGGAGCAAUUUAUGUAGGUGUUAAUGACGAUUCACGGGAAAUUCAUGGAGAACGAGUGACAGCAAAGGAAAAAAAAAAUAUUGCUGAACACGUUACCGAAAAAAUCCACGAAAUGGUUUGGUUUUCUCUUCAAAUGAAGCCUUCCCGGGGAGUCCAUUGGGACAUAUACUUUCGUGGCGUAGUUGACGAAAAUAGCAAGUUGAUGGAGUCAACGUAUGUUAUUGUUAUUGUUGUUGCUCAUUGUGCUGGUGGGGUCUCUGUUGGGGAACCAGAAAGCUACCACAUUGUCAAUGAUGUUGUAAAAAGAAUGGAUUUGGUAACAUGGACAGAAAGAUUUUUUCGAAAAGACUCAUUUUCUUAUUUUCCAACUUCUGGCAUUGAUCGAACUAAUUGGAGCUCUGAACGUAAUCGUGAUUUAUUUCAUCAUGUGAAUGGAUUAUUGAUACGAUCAAUUAAUUCUGGCUCGUGGGAUGAAUUUUGGGUGGAAAAGGAAAAGCUAGAAGUAGAGAAUUCCAACUGCAAAAUGAUUAAACUGGUUGUUAUUUCGAAUGAAAUAACUGCCCAUUACAAACUUGGGCGUUUUGACCGCGUGAAAGAUGGGAUUAAAGACUAUGAAUCACUUUUGAGUAAAUCUACAGUUGAUGCAAAUAUUAAUGAAGCUCGUUUGUAUCUUUUAAAGUCUUGUAUUCAACGAUGUCGGGGUAACAUUAAGAAUAGUUACGAAGAAGCUAACAAAGGCUUAGCAAUUGUUGAUCGACUCCCACGUGGUAUUGUUGUCGGUGAAUAUUUUGCAGUCUUGCUGCCGUAAUCACCAUUCUUCUACAGCACGUAACCGAGCCGGAGCAGUUUCAAAAUUUGAUUAAAAUGGGUACUACUUUUUCUGAAAAAGCAAUCAUGAAUCUUGACGAUACAGAAUAUUGCGAUUUAUCGAAAUUUGAUCAAAAGCAGAAGGCACACAUUAAUCUUGCUUUUUUGCAUCUACAAUCUUCUUUCAUGGUUUGCACCAAACCAGAAAUUAAAAUAAGUAACAAGGAUUUGGAGAUAGCUAAAGAAAGUUUAAAUGCCGUUGACGAGUUGAUCAACAAAGGUUAUCCCCUCACAGAAUAUCGUGAAUGUCACUAUCAUCUUGCGCGAUCAAUGCUCUUUUAUCGACGUUCUCAAAAAGCUGAUUUUCAAGAGGUGGAGAGACUACGCAAUGAGGCCGUUCGCUUUUUAAAGAAGGCUGAAGACUUAGCAACUAAAUGUAAAUUUAAAAGCUUGGUAGAAUGUUCUCGUAAAUAUUUAGACAUGUUUCACCUAUACCCUUGAUGUUUUCGAUAUUAUAACUAAACGUUAGCUAAAACUUUUAUAAAUGAAUUAAAGAGAUUUUUCUACAAAGAAA